Molecule: messenger RNA, 1491 nt
Organism: Solanum stenotomum
Lineage: Eukaryota; Viridiplantae; Streptophyta; Magnoliopsida; Solanales; Solanaceae
Product: receptor kinase-like protein Xa21
Exons: 2
Coding region: 1-1491 (496 amino acids)
Biological process (GO): protein phosphorylation
Molecular function (GO): protein binding; ATP binding; protein kinase activity
Source: RefSeq, a predicted model, not a curated record
AUGAGUGGCCUUCUCCACCUAGACGUGUCACAAAAUUCUAUAGAGGGAGAAGUUCCACUGGAUAUUGGAGAACUGAAAGCCAUUGUAGAUCUAUAUCUUUCUAGUAACCGCCUUUCGGGAAUGAUACCAAACAGUCUGGGUGAACUCCAAACCCUGGAGUCUCUUGACCUGUCAAACAAUUCAUUUUCAGGCCAAAUUCCAUUAUCCUUUGCCAACUUGAUAAGCUUAGAAUUCAUGGAUUUGUCUUUAAAUGCCUUGUCAGGUACUAUUCCUAAGUCUUUGGAAAAACUCUUGUACCUUAAAGCCAUCAAUGUUUCAUUUAAUGAUUUAGAAGGUGUAAUACCUAGUGGUGGUGUGUUUGCAAAUUCCACUUUGCAAUCAUUUCUUGGUAACAAAGGCCUAUGUGGAAUGCACAUAUUGGAUGUUCCUGCUUGUGCUGUCACUAAUCUUGGACAUCAAUCAAAGUUUAAGAAGCUUGUGCUAAAAAUUGUUAUUCCAGUGGUUACUUCAUCCUUUCUAAUAUCCUUGUUUGCUUCAAUUUGGAUAAUGAAACGACAAAAGAAAGGAAAGUCCAAAGACGUGGAAAAGGUACCGGAGAUCAAGACACAUCAAUUAGUAUCUUAUCACGAGAUUCAAAGAGCUACAAAUUAUUUUGAUGGAUCAAAUUUAAUUGGUGUGGGAGGUUCUGGCUCAGUGUACAAAGGUACAUUAUCUAGCGGAAUUGUGGUUGCAAUAAAGGUUCUAGAUUUGCAAAAUGAGGAAGUAUGCAAGAGGUUUGAUACUGAAUGUGAAGUGAUGAGAAAUGUUAGGCACAGAAAUCUUGUAUCGGUGAUUACUACUUGCUCUAGCGAAUACAUUAGAGCCUUUGUCCUGCAGUAUAUGCCAAAUGGGAGUCUUGAGAAUUGGUUGUACAAAGAAGAUUGCCACUUGAACCUUCUUCAAAGGGUUUCCAUAAUGUUUGAUGUGGCUGUGGCUGUUGAAUAUAUGCAUCAUAACCAUCAUACUCAUAUUGUUCAUUGCGAUCUAAAGCCUGCCAACGUUCUUUUGGAUGAAGAAAUGGUGGCACAUGUUGGUGAUUUUGGAAUCUCCAAAAUCUUAGCUGUAAGCAAGUCCAUGGCACAUACCGAGACAUUGGGCACUCUAGGAUAUAUUGCACCAGAAUAUGGCUCGGAAGGAAUAGUGUCCACUAGUGGCGAUGUCUACAGCUAUGGUAUCAUUCUAAUGGAGGUUUUGGCAACAAGAAGACCAACUGAUGCAGAGAUAUUCAACGAAAAUCUUGGCCUGAGGGAGUGGAUAAGGCGAGCAUUUCCAAGAACUAUCAUAGAAGUUGUGGAUGCCAAUCUUUUUCCUGAGGAAGAACAAAUCACUUCUAAAAGUGAAAUCUGCAUAAUUUCUUUUGUUAGGGAUAUUUACAUAAUCAAAUCACUUCAAGGACAAAUAGAAGUAACUCUCUAUACUACAUAUUGCUCGAUAAUCACGACUAGUUAUUAA